This is a messenger RNA of Dioscorea cayenensis subsp. rotundata (Guinea yam), 1285 nucleotides long. RefSeq lists its product as uncharacterized. Bases 6 to 1172 code for a protein of 388 amino acids. The record is from RefSeq and is a predicted model, not a curated record. Lineage: Eukaryota; Viridiplantae; Streptophyta; Magnoliopsida; Dioscoreales; Dioscoreaceae. The transcript has 6 exons.
UGGAGAUGCCCGGAAACGAAGGUGAUACAACGACAAGAGAGACGGCAAUUCGCUGCUCCCAGCUCAACCCUGUCAAUUCUCAGGUUCAUGGAAGCUCUUCGGAUUCAUUUGCUCUUCCUUCUCAGCCUUUCGAUUUGAGGAAUUGGUUUUCUAGCUAUGAAUAUGAGUCUCCAGAGUGUUCUGGUCUUCCUAAUUAUCUGGGUAGCUAUUUAUUAUCUGAAGAAAAAGGAGAGAUUGAUACCCAGGAGCAUGCAUUGGAUAGUUGCCUUGAUGACAAGUUCACUGGUUUAGUAGAAGAGGGAGAAAUUGAUGCCCAGGAUCAUGUAUUGGAAAGUUCCCCUGAUGCUAAGGUAAUUGCUUCAGUAGAAGAGGGACAAAUUGAUAACCAGGAACAUCCAUUGGAAAGCUCCCUUGAUGCUAAGGUCAAUGAUUUAGUUGUAGAACAUGAAGGGAAACACUCUGCAAAGCAUGAUAGUGUUGGUGAAUGUCAAAAAAACUGUGAUAUUUCAAGAACUAGUGGAAUUUUAUUGGUGGAUAAGGAGCAAUCUUCAAUUAGAUUGCCCGGUGUGAAUGACUUAAAAGAACAAGAAAAGGUACCUUCUCUUAUCUUUGAUGAAGAAGUUCCAGGACUAAGACUAGAGAUCAAACAGGACGGAUUACACUCUACAAGAACUGAGAAAAAUACAGCAAGUAAUAGUUCUAAAGUUGCUGCUGAAUCGGUUUCAGUUAAAAACCUCAAGUCUUGUGGACAUAGUGAGUGCGAAGAGUCCAUCUAUUUGAAACCAAAGGUAGCAGAUGUAAUUACUGGAGACAUGGAAGUGAAUGAAAAUCUGGGUACAAAUAGUUUUAUCUCUACAAAGAACAGCAGAAAUUCAGGGACAGAUGAUGGACCAUUCCAUACCAAAUUUAUUUCAACAAUGAAUUGCAACAAGAACUAUGAGAAGCAAACAGGAGCUAAGACAUUGCAAGAGAAUAACCAAACUAAAUCAGGAAAAAGAAAUGCUUUAAUGGAUAAAACCAAUGUCUUUGAAGGUGAAGCAGAUACAGUACCAGAGAUUACUGGCAAAUGGCAGUGUCCUCGCAUGAACAAACCUUACAUGGGCCCUCCAUUGAAGCAGCUUAGGAUGGAACAGUGGUUUCAUAGAGUUAACAAGGAUCAUUCUAUCAGAUAAAAGAUUCAGUUGUCUUUUUCUUCUUGAAAACUAAUGGAGUUGUUUUCUGCUACAGCUGCUGCUGCUGUUGUUUUUUUUUUAAUAAAACCACUAGUUAAUAUUGUCUCCUGGGA